AUGUCGCAACAGCGCAUCGCCAACGCCGUCGAGGGCCUGAUAGCCCACCUAGUCCCCGCCGAUCCUAGCAACAGUGAACGAACGCAGGAGCGUCACGAGCGCUGCUUUCAACUAGUCAACAACAUUCUGAACAACCAGACCUCCCCUCCCAUCUCAUCCGAUGUCAAUCAUGCCUCGGAUUUAAUCAAGCGUAAGCUGGUACAGACAAACCCUACACAAGCCCUGCGCUUUGCGAACCUGUACACCCGCCUGCUUUCGCUGCCUGUCCUGGACAAGAAGUGGGCUAUACUGCACCUCCUUUACCAACUUUCCGACUCGCCGGACCCCAGCGAUCCUCUGCCACUCAGUUCUCUGCAGCGGAGGCCAGCGCCUCAACCAAGAGAGAAAGAUGCGGUUAGCAGGCCGCCCGAGAGGGAGCAAGCAUCCAGCUCGUCUGCUUCCGCCUCGCUGUCUCGGGGAUCGGAGGAUGAGCUCAACGAAGCCUUCCAACCCGCAGGCCUUAGGAAGUUUCCCCCCGACAAGGCUAGAAGGGGCCCCGCCGAGGAAGCCAAAGUUGCCGCCGCAACCGCUGCCGGAGAGGAUAUGGACGUAGACUUAACGCAAACAAGAGAUGUUUCCCUGAAAUCUACCCUCCUGGCGGAGAACUCGCUGGAGCUUAAUCCGUCAGAACCUGUGCUGCUACGGGAUCUACCCUUUACGCUGCAAGGGCUUUCCUCGAGCACGCUGCCUUUUUCAUCCAAAUCAAGCCUGAAACUGCCGCCUACAUUACCCGCCCCCAUAAUAGCUCUGCUACAUCAGUUAGCGGAACCCUCGCUCCUGUAUCGGCGGCUCGACUCUUUUGUCAAGUCACCCGCAAACGGACUGCUCGGCCAAAGUCUAAGAGCCGCGAUGACGGGUGAGUUACGUUCGUAUCUCGGUCUGGUGGCUACACUCGAGGCCCAAAUACGACGUGCUUUGGCCGCACUGGACGACUCAGCACCUCGACAUGGCAUCGGUAAAGCCGGCGUCACUUUGAAGAGGCUCGUAGUUUGGACACGAGAGGCCACCAUGGGCUUACGGCUGCUCUCGCUGAUUGCCGAGGAAUCGCGCAAACACCAUGGUGGACGUCUCAUAUCGCUCAUCCAUGGAUUUUUGACUUCGCAUGGCGAUCCAACUGUCGGGGCUUUUGCGGUGCGGCUACUCACACACGUUACCCGCCCUUUUUACGACAUGCUGCGACAUUGGAUAUAUGAUGGCGAGCUCUCAGACCCCUAUCUUGAGUUCUUUGUACGGGAACAAGAUCCUAUGGCUGAGAAACACAAGGAGGCCAAGAUCAAAGGGCUCAGCUCAUUAUGGAAUGACAAGUACGAGGUUGACGAGUCGAUGGUCCCCGGAAUUAUCAGUGCCGACUUUGCACAAAAAGUGUUUCUCAUUGGCAAGUCACUUAAUUUCAUCCGCCAUAGUUGCGGUGACUCUCAAUGGGUAGAAGAGUAUAGCAAGGCGGCUUCAAAGGAGUUGCGGUAUGGCGAUACAGCUACCCUGGAGGCUUGGAUCGAUGAGGCUUACAAGACGACAAUGAAGCGAUUGAUGCACCUCAUGACUACCAAAUUCCACCUGUUUGAACACCUCCAGGCCAUGAAGGACUACAUACUUCUUGGUCAGGGUGACUUCAUUGCUUUGCUGAUGGAAUCUCUUGCACCGAACCUUGACCGCCCUGCCGGCGCCCAGUACCGUCAUACUCUGACGGCCAAGCUGGAAGAGGCCAUUCGAGGCUCCAAUGCGCAAUACGCAAGCCCAGAAGUAUUACGGCGGCUGGACGCUCGCAUGCUACAGCUGUCGCAAGGCGACAUCGGCUGGGAUUUGUUCACACUGGAGUACAAGAUCGACGCCCCUGUUGACUGCAUCCUGACCGAAUGGCACGGUAGGCAAUACCUGAAAAUGUUCAACUUUCUCUGGCGCGUCAAACGUGUCGAAUUUGCUCUACACUCAGUAUGGAGGAAGAGCACCACAGGUUCGCGCGGCGUGCUGCAAACUAAGGAUCUAGCCGUCGCGCAGACAUGGCGCACCACGCGCGGGACGCUCGCCGAGAUGAUCCAUUGGACUGGCCAGCUGCAGUACUACAUUCUGUUCGAGGUUAUUGAGUCGUCAUGGGGGCAGCUCCAGAAGGCACUGAAAAAAGAGGACGCCACGCUCGACGAUCUAAUCGACGCCCACACCACCUACCUCGACACCAUCACGCAAAAGGGCCUUCUCGGCGCCAAGCGCAAGGCUACGAGCGCCCCGGCCGAUGCAGGCGCGUUGGAUGAGGACCGCUCUGUACCCAUGAACCAGAUCGCCGACAUAUUGCGCAACAUACUAUCUUACCGCGACAGCGUCGACGGCCUCUAUUCGUGGGCCGUGUCAGACUUCACCUCGCGCCAGAACGACGCCAUUACCGCCGCUGCCGCCCACGAGGACACCGAGAUGGGCGGCACCGCCGCCAGCGGCAAUAACCCGCUGGGUUUUGCUUCGGCCGCCGCCUCCGAGUUCCCUGCACUACAGGACCGCCUCCGCGUUCUAGGCGCAGACUUCCGGAAGCGCGUCCAGAGGUUGCUGGGCGACCUGGCAUACACCUCGGAGCACGAGACGCGCUUUCUGGGCCUGGCCAUGAAUUUCAACGAUGUCUACCAGCCCAUGCUCAGGGCCAGACACAAACCUGGCGGUAGCGGCAGGGCUGCUGCUGCUGCCUCGGCCGUCUCCGCUCCGGGGUUUGCGAGGGGCGAGCGUGCUGGAGACUAA
This is a messenger RNA of Pyricularia pennisetigena, 2757 nucleotides long. RefSeq lists its product as uncharacterized. Gene Ontology annotation, molecular function: microtubule minus-end binding; gamma-tubulin binding. Gene Ontology annotation, biological process: spindle assembly; mitotic cell cycle; meiotic cell cycle. The transcript is spliced from 2 exons. The record is from RefSeq and is a predicted model, not a curated record. The coding region runs from base 1 to 2757 and encodes 918 amino acids. Gene Ontology annotation, cellular component: equatorial microtubule organizing center; mitotic spindle pole body; centrosome. NCBI's taxonomy places the organism in Eukaryota, Fungi, Ascomycota, Sordariomycetes, Magnaporthales, Pyriculariaceae.